GGCGGCGAGCCGGCAGAGCUGGGGACCUGCCAGCCAGGGAGGUGGAGGACCGGCCCCUUCUCUUAGGACCGCCUACGGCGCAUGCUCUGCAGGGUUAAGUGGCUGGCUGGCGAGCGGCGGCUCUGGGUCGGGGCGGAGUCUCCGGGGCACUUCCCGGCGGCUGACUGCUCUGAUUGGCUGAACAAAUAGCCUGAGGGUGGUGGGCACCCGCCCUCCCGCCAAGGCCGACCAGGCCUUCUGCAGGUGCCCUAUCCGCACCCUCACUCCUGCCCCUGCGACCUGGCACUGCGACUCGAGACAGCGGCCCGGGAGGACGGCUCCAGAAUGAAAAUGUGGCCCUUGGGGUUGGUGGUCUGUUUGGUUCUCUGGACCCUGCAUUCUGAGGGGUCUGGAGGGAAACUGACAGCUGUGGAUCCUGAAACAAAGAUGAAUGUGAGUGAAAUUAUCUCUUACUGGGGAUUCCCUAGUGAGGAAUACCUAGUUGAGACAGAAGAUGGGUAUAUUCUGUGCCUUAACCGAAUUCCUCAUGGGAGGAAGAACCAUUCUGACAAAGGUCCCAAACCAGUUGUCUUCCUGCAACAUGGCUUGCUGGCGGAUUCUAGUAACUGGGUCACAAACCUUGCCAACAGCAGCCUGGGCUUCAUUCUUGCUGAUGCUGGUUUUGAUGUGUGGAUGGGCAACAGCAGAGGAAAUACCUGGUCUCGGAAACAUAAGACACUCUCAGUUUCUCAGGAUGAAUUCUGGGCUUUCAGUUAUGAUGAGAUGGCAAAAUAUGACCUACCAGCUUCUAUUAGCUUCAUUUUGAAUAAAACUGGCCAAGAACAAGUGUAUUAUGUGGGUCAUUCUCAAGGCACCACCAUAGGUUUUAUAGCAUUUUCACAGAUACCUGAGCUGGCCAAAAGGAUUAAAAUGUUUUUUGCCCUGGCUCCUGUGGCUUCCGUGGACUUCUGUACUAGCCCACUGGCCAAAUUAGGACGUUUUCCAGAUCUUCUCAUUAAGGACUUAUUUGGAGACAAAGAAUUUCUUCCCCAGAGUGCAUUUUUGAAGUGGCUGGGUACCCAUGUUUGCACUCAUGUCAUACUGAAGGAGCUCUGUGGAAAUCUCUUUUUUCUUCUGUGUGGAUUUAAUGAGAGAAAUUUAAAUAUGUCUCGAGUGGAUGUGUAUACAACCCAUUCUCCUGCUGGAACUUCUGUGCAGAACAUGUUACACUGGAGCCAGGCUGUUAAAUUCCAAAAGUUUCAAGCCUUUGACUGGGGAAGCAGUGCCAAGAAUUAUUUUCAUUACAACCAGAGUUACCCUCCCAUGUACAAUGUGAAGGACAUGCUUGUGCCGACUGCAGUCUGGAGUGGGGGUCAUGACUGGCUUGCAGAUGUCUACGACAUCAAUAUCUUACUGACUCAGAUCACCAACUUGGUGUCCCAUGAGAGCAUUCCAGAGUGGGAGCAUCUUGACUUCAUCUGGGGCCUGGAUGCCCCUUGGCGGCUAUAUAAUAAAAUUAUUAAUCUAAUGAGGAAACAUCAGUGAAAGCUGGACUUGAGCUGUGUACCAUCAAGUCAGUGAGUACAUCAUGUGAAAAUGUGUUUGCUUAAUUUCUGUAAAACACUUGUUUUCCUUUCCCAGGUCUUUUGUAUUUUCAUACCUAAGAAAAUGAUAACUUUGAAGAUGCCCUCUUCUCUGUAGUUACAAUUAGAAACACACUAGCUGGUUUUUUUUCUUUAAUUAGGGCUGGAAUAGGAAGCUAGUGUCUCAACCAUGGUGUUGUCUCUUUAAGUCUUUUAAAUAUCAUUAAUGUGUGAAAAGGUUAUUAUAUCCAUUCUGUUCUUAAAAUUUUAAAUAUACUAUAUUGACUUUUUUGCCCUUCAUAGGACAAAUUAAUAGGUAUGUUGGAAUUUUUAAAUUGUGUUGUCAUUGGUAAAUCUGUCACUGACUUGAGUUAGGUAUAAAAGUACACAGUUUUCAUGUCCUUGCCUUAAAGGGCUCUCUAGUCUAAUGGCCUUGUAGUUAGAGAUCUAAAUGACAUUUGAUCAUGUUUUCUGGCAGUAGGUGCAUAGUCAAAUCUAGAAAUAUCACAGCUGUGCCAGUAACAAAGAUUCUACAAUGAAUUUUAUCAAACCUAACUGUGACAGCUGUGAUUUGACACGUUUUAAUUGCUCAGGUUACAUGAAAUAAUCUUCUGGAGUCUUCAAAAACAAAUUGCACUGAUUAAAAAAAUAUAUAUAUAUGUUUUAAAUACUUGAAGACUGAUACAUUCAACCAUCUAUAUCCAUGAACUCCAGAUUUCAUGCCAGGCCAUAAUUCUACUUAUUCGAGAAGCAAAUCCCUGUGGAGACUAUAUCACUGUUUUUUCCCCUGAGAUUAAUAUACUCUUGGAAUCAGCUACUGUCAUUAUUGAUCAUAUCUGUAUGAAGCCAAAGUCUGUGGUUGCCCAUGAGAAGUGUCCUAGUUCAUUUUCACCCAAAUGAAGUGUGAAUAUGAUGUUUUUGGAUGAAUGCUCAGCUCAGGGAUUCAUUUUAUGUCUUAGUUUUAUAUGUGUCUUUAUUUUGAAUACACCUGCUUCACGUCCCUGUGUUGGGAAGUCCAUAUUUUUAUGCUUUUCUUGUAGCAUUGUUUUUUACAGUAUUGUCCAGUGGACAAAAUGACAAUUGAUAUGUUUUUCUGAUAUAGUUACUUUAGCUGCAGUAACAAUACAGUGCUUGGUAUUGGCUAAUAGAAGCAGGCAGAAUACUACUUUGUAAUGUUUAAAGUCUUACUUAAACUUUUCAAUAAAACUGAAUGAGCCUCAUAGGCCCAAAGAAUUGUGUGUAUGUUUUUUCUCUUUUAUUUAAUAGACAUUCAAUUCUUCCCUUUCUCUCUUGGCAGGACUUGGAACUCUUCUUUAAAAUAAUGUGUUUACUUGGGAAAUGAAGGGCUACCAAGUAACAAUGAGAGCGACUUUUUAAAAAAUCAUGUUUUUGUUUGCCACAAGAGGGCACUCUUGGCUUUGCUUGCAAAUCUUCCCAUGCCCCCUUCCCUCACUACUUUUUCUGAGAUUUUCUCCAGUGUCUUCCUCUAGGGAAGGUAGAGAACUUUGCUGCAUUAUGAGCCAGUUGGUAAUUUGAUGGCCAGCCAUGGUUGUAUUUCUGUUCAGGAGUAUGAUUACUUCUUGCCUAGCGGAUAACAUCUGGAAGACAUUCUCAAGGAAUAGCUGCCCCUCAAAUGUAAACUGAAAAUAAAAGUUUGCUUAAUAGGUAAAUGACUGAUCAGAACUUCAGAUGUGGUUGGGGGAUGGGUGGCAGGAGGAAAAGGUUUUAACUCAGGCCUCACACGUAUAUAGGACUGAAAUUUAUACUAGUGACAUCCCCAAAUAAUGAUUAUUUUGUGUUUGUAGGUAUUAAAAGUGUUAAUUUGUUAAAUGUAAACAUUAAAAAAUAUGCUGUAA
This is a messenger RNA of Cebus imitator (Panamanian white-faced capuchin), 3418 nucleotides long. RefSeq names its product lipase A, lysosomal acid type (gene LIPA). The record is from RefSeq and is a predicted model, not a curated record. Gene Ontology annotation, molecular function: sterol ester esterase activity. The transcript is spliced from 10 exons. Lineage: Eukaryota; Metazoa; Chordata; Mammalia; Primates; Cebidae. Bases 325 to 1524 code for a protein of 399 amino acids. Gene Ontology annotation, biological process: sterol metabolic process. Gene Ontology annotation, cellular component: intracellular membrane-bounded organelle.